UAUGGCUGGCACCAGCACGAAUCGUGUGAAUUUUGUGUUUGAUGUGAUGAAUGGUUUGCAUUGAGGAAAAUGUAACUAAUCAGGGUCAGGGUAUAUGGGUUCUGAACACUCCCUAACAAUGUUUGGCCAAGAAAGAGUUAAUGAGGCCCUCUUUCUUGAGUACACAACUAGGGUUUGAAUUACGGGGGGGGCGGUUGUCGUCACAUACCGUCACGCUUAAUGAAAAACAGUGACUGUUAUAAAACUUGAUUCGAUUAAUCUGCAGCAACAACAAGAAAGAAUAAUUUCUUUUCUUUUCUUUUUCUUGUCCCCUUGGCAGCAGUGGGUGUGGAGCUGGUGCAGGCUGGGCAACUGCAAGUGAUGUUAUGAAAAGUAGAAUCACCAAAAGGCAGAACAACACAUUUUAAAAUGCUUGGGCGUGUUCUAACAAGGAGGAGGAAAACCCUUGGACGAACCGGGCCGCGACGGAAUCACACCCCAAAAAAACGAGACGCUUACCUGGAGACGAAGCAGCCCGGGAACGACCUCUGUCAGCCGCCAACAGUUCCAGCUGAUGCGACGCGGAAAGCUGACUGUUGUUGACGACGCCGCAUUCCUGAGCCGUAGCACCACGACUCGCAACGCCAUUGAUUCCCUUUGCAAGACAAGCCCAGGCUUCGGAAAUGGGUGGACAACAUGAGGCGGGAGGAGUGGACCCCGAGUCGACACCAGUGCCUGUGCAGCGAGCACUUCACAGGGGACUGCUUUGAUAUUCGAUGGGGCAUCCGCUACCUGAAGAACACGGCCGUCCCGACUAUUUUUCCUUCCAUUAAGAAUGAUGGUGAGAAAAAAGGGAGCAGCUUUAAAAGGAGCCCCAAGUCCAAACCCGGGACUGUAGACGCUGACUUUGCGCCCGCAGAAUUUGACUCUCCUCUCAGUAAAAGGUGCCAGUCAAGUACGGUGGACAACAUUGUUGCCGAACACACAGAGAAAGUGUUUGAACUGCCACGGGUGUCGUACACUGGCAUCCCCUGUCGUGCAAACCUGUGUGAGAUACAGGCUGCUGCUUGUGAGGUACCAGGUGACAGUGAAAUGCCGACAGCGUCCUACCUUGCACGUGCUCAGUGCGACAAGGCCCAUUCAGAACAGCCCGCUGAUGCUGAUGCCGCUGUGACUGUGUUGUGCUGCGAGUCGCUGGGCCCUUUCUCGGACGGAGAGGCAAACAUGGACGCAGCUGCCCUCCAAACAGCACUGGGCCAGGCUUUUAGCUUUGUCCCUGCGAAGAUGGCUAAUUACGAACCCACAACUUUCUUAUUGGAGGAGAGCGGACCCGGUCAGGGAGAGCACAUUUCUCUUUAUGAGCACUCGUACUGCCGACCAGACACAGACGAAGAUCAGCUCUGGAGUAAGAUCUUGAGUUUGCAUGCAAAGAUCUUGGAGCUGGACCGCAGGGAGGAGAGCACUGUGGCCAACAUCCGUGCUCUUGAGACUGAGGUGGCCCUCCUGAAGAGGGAUGGGGCGGUUUUUAAAGAAAGGUAGAAAGAUUUAGAAGGGUACAUUUCAUCCACGUUGCUAUGAUUUUGGCAAAAAAAAAAUUAUUUUGCACACAUUUUGCACAAGCUCCUAUAGAUGCCAUGCAUAGAACAUUGAUUUGUGCCUGGUUUUGCACAACUUUGUCUGCAUCAUUUUCUUGAAUUUCCAUACUACUACUAGUUGUACUACUGAUUGUCUUAUGUCCACAUGAUGGCACUGUAGAGACAUUUUCUGUCUUGUUGCUGUCUUGUUCUGUCUUCAUAGUGACAUUUUAAGGAUUCGCCAUGUCUUUUCAUUCAGUAACUUAAAUUAGAAAUACAGGAGGAAAAACAAACGACAGGAUAAGUGGAUGUGUACAUCUUUGAUCUGUCAAAGAGCUAAGUGGUAAAAACACAGAGAUGCCAACAGCUUGUAUGUGCGUCAGCAGCCAUUUUUAGAAGCCUUUGCAGUACAUGAGAAAGCCAAAUGUGUGAUGUGUAGCUGCCAUUGUGUUUCUCUGUGUCGUGACAACAUACAAAAUACUUUAAUAUGCAGAUACAACAAUGGUGACAUCAAUCUUCAUAGAACUUUUCAUUAUAAAACCGAUGGUAUAACAGAUUUCAGUCAUCCUUGGUAAUUUUUUUCAAAUUCAGCUUGCAGUCCUCAUAAAAAAGCUUUUAUUGACCGAAACUUCAGAUUUAAAAAUUUAUAAAACUAUAGCUCUAUAUAACUUGAUAAUCAACAGGAGGGUUGUUAAUAAUGGAGAGCCUCAUCACUGAAUGUGUGGAGAGGAUUUACAGUUGGAGUGUGACAGUGUGGACACAUGAAGUACAAUGGAGCAGUGACAAUAAAACGACAAUAAUGUCGCCGCCACCACCUCACCCAGGAAAAACACAGUAUAAGUAAUGUGGGGACGAAGCAGAAACAGAGGAUAGUGUCUCAGUGAGCAGUGUCUCUCAUCUCCACCUGCUAAACGCACUUACUUUCUGCAGCUGUUUGUAUGAGAGAGUAAGAGUUGGGAGGCCCGUAUUGUGAAAGUAGACGAGCGCAACUCUGAUUUUGUGCUUGUAUGAUACUCUGAUAAAUUAUUUCAAUAUUGUGCAAAAAUGGCAUCUUACAUGAUGAUUCUUGCCACCUGACUCCAACUUGAUUUUACAUUUUACACAUACAGAGACACGCGCGCUGUUUUUGGGUGUGCACCAGUGAUUAUUAACCACGUUUCAUUGUAUUGUUUAAUGCAUAAAAAAAUGUAAUUCAUUGUUUUCCACACCACUUUUUUGCUGUGUAUUAAAUUGUGAUUUCUCAUUUCAAAGA
Messenger RNA from Scophthalmus maximus (turbot), 2805 nucleotides. Its product is annotated as THAP domain-containing protein 5-like. Gene Ontology annotation, cellular component: nucleus. The record is from RefSeq and is a predicted model, not a curated record. NCBI's taxonomy places the organism in Eukaryota, Metazoa, Chordata, Actinopteri, Pleuronectiformes, Scophthalmidae. The transcript has 4 exons. The coding region runs from base 676 to 1518 and encodes 280 amino acids.